CGACCUCAACGUCCGCAUCUUGUCUGCCGUGAUGUUACAGAAAAUCUACAUAGCCCGACAUGGCUAUCGGCUGAACUGGGUUACGAGCAACUGGCAGAGUAAGACCGGCUUACCCAAAGACCCGCCACUAGCUGCUUUCGGAGAAUUGCAAGCGAGGGAGCUUGCAGCCUAUUUCCUGUCCCUCCCGGAGUCCGAGCGACCGACGGCGAUAUUGUCUUCCCCGUAUUACCGAUGCCUUCAGACGUCUGAGCCUACCUCUCAGGCAUUGAACCUACCAAUCUUUGUGGAACAUGGCCUCUCUGAGUGGUAUUCCCCAGUGACAGAAGGAACCGGACUGCAUCCCCGCCCUGGAUCUGCGGCCGAUCUGCAACGGUAUUUCCCGACCAUUGAUCCCGCGGGGUGGUCCACUAUCUUCUAUCCGUCUCGAAAGGGAGAGACGGUAGGGCAAGUUCAUGAUCGCGCAGCCCAAUUUCUUGGAAUAUUGGUGCCAAUCAUCGAGGCAAAAAUGCCAGGAGUAGAACGCGUUCUUUUGUUCAGCCACGCGGCAACCGUGAUUGCCCUUGUUCGCGCUUUGCUGAACGACAGGACUAUGGAUCUCCGGGUAGGAUGUUGUUCGUUGACAGAGUUGGAGAGGCUACCAGGCGCCAAUGCGGUUUUGGGCGGGUGGAAGAUCCUGAAAGUCGCGGACGGCACCCACAUGAAGGAAGGGGCCUCGAGAGACUGGGGUUUUGAGGACAUUGAGAUCGCGAACGGCGAGGUUGUUUCAGAUCCCGGUUUACCUGGAUCGGAAGAUGAAACUGACGGGCCCGUAGGGCCCCAAGUAUCCCAUCCAUCCGCAAGGAUGUAGACUAGGAAUGCCACCGCCACGCACACAUGUACAAUCCCAUGCUUUGGGACAAUCAAAUAG
This is a messenger RNA of Punctularia strigosozonata HHB-11173 SS5, 907 nucleotides long. RefSeq names its product phosphoglycerate mutase-like protein. The transcript has 7 exons. The coding region runs from base 32 to 847 and encodes 271 amino acids. NCBI's taxonomy places the organism in Eukaryota, Fungi, Basidiomycota, Agaricomycetes, Corticiales, Punctulariaceae. The record is from RefSeq and is a predicted model, not a curated record.